GUCUGCUUAUCAUGUCUGAAAUGGAGAAAAAGCAUAUUCAUGUUCAACACAGCAGACUUGCCAACUCUGGUUAUUUAACAAAUUGCAGAAAUUCAGACGGACGCUUCCAUCUGGGUGUUAUUCUCCUUCUGGGACUGUUGAGCAUCGGCCUGCUCAUUGGACUGCUGGUCGCCAACACUCAGUAUAAUACUGCCAAAAGUCAACUGACCAAUGAAUUCCAGAAUUUUAAACGAACAUGUAAUACUGCUGUUGGCAACCUGGAAUCGAAGAUUGACCAGCAAUCUCAAGAGCUGGUCAGGGCUCGGAACUUGGCUAAAUCGAAUAGUGACUCCAAAUGUACUUCAAAUGAAGAACUACACAAUCUGACUGAUAGUCUCCGCAUCUGUAAUGAAACCCUUUUCAACAUGAGAGAAAGAGCACAGCUGCCCACUGGCCUGCCUGAAGAGGCAAGCGGCUUUGAGAGUUUGUUUGAGCAGAAUGGCUCCGAAUGCAAUUGGAAUGAAAGCAAUGAGCUCUCCACACUUUCAGCAAAUCUGACUGCCUGUCUCACAGAGAGUGAUGAAAAACUUUCUUUUAUAUCCAAAGAGAGAGACCUGCUGAACACCAAGCUUGGUAAAACAACCGAAGAGUUGCUCAAACUUUGUCAUCUGUUUAAAAACACAACAUGUCCAGACGGAUGGACAAAGUUCAAUUGUUCUUGUUAUCGGUCCUUUGGUCCUGGUUCCUGGGAUGAAGGAAGAGAAGACUGCGCGAGAAAAGGAGGAGAUCUGGUGGUGAUAGACGACCCUGAAGAACAGAAUUUUCUUUCUAAUUUCACGGAGGAAGCUUGGAUUGGUUUGAGUAUCAGAGAAACUGAGGAAUCCUGGCUGUGGGUAGAUGGAACCUCUCCGAGUUUCACGUUCUGGAAGAACAAUCAGACUGACAAUGAUGGGGACUGUGCAACGUAUGACAGCAGACUGUGGGAUACUGUAUCAUGUAAAGCUACCAAACACUGGAUAUGUGAAAAAAUACCAACCACAUUCGCUCCAAAUAUUUGUUAAAAGAUAUAUUUUUAUUCUGUAGCGACCAAGCAGACUAUAUAGCUUACUUGUGAUCAAAUAACCAACAGUUGGCUACACCAGAAUGAACUGUUGACAUAAAAACGUGCUUUUCUUUCUCUGACAGUGGAAAAUGGAUCUACAUGUUACUCAAAGUUUCAUUUAAAAUUAGGAGAUAAAUUGUAAAAUGUGUGUUGCUGCUUGAUGUUGCAGUAAGAAACUAUAAUCAGCUUGCUUACAACCAUUAAGGGAAUAUUUAUUUUUUAUACAAUGGCUAGGGUUGAAAUAUUUUAUUUCCUAGACUGAUUCAGUUGGAUCAGUCUUUUAUUAGUUAUUAGUGAAAUUGUCACUGUUUGACAACACAAAGACAUGGAUGAAUCCAUACUGAGUUCAAAAACACGUGCUUUUAUAAACUCUUCACAACUCAAAUACAUUCUAUAACCCAUUACUGACACCGCCUCUCACCCAUUAAUAGCUGGAAAUAGGCACCAGCACCCCAUGAGGGAUAAGCGUGCAUAGAUAAUAGAUGGAAGGAUGGAUGGAUAUAUAAAUUUGCAGUUUAGAUAAAACAGUCCAACAUCACUUCUUCGUUCAAGCUUUGUGUGGAAAGUGUGAAUUUAAUUAAUUUUUGAUUAAUUCUGACUUGUAGAGCUCCACAUAGAUGUUUCCUUUUGGGUCAAUUACCUGAUCUGCCUCUAAUGGGCUGACUUGUUUUGAUGGCCUGUGUAUAUAUCAUGUCAGUCCUUUACCUCUAAAGCUGCGGUUCCACUGAUCCUACUUGCCUCGGCUCGCCUCCACCCGGUUUGUCUUCGUGCAGUUUGUGAUUCGAUCGGCCUAUAAAUGCCUGGAAGAGGGAACCAUCUCCUGUGCUUUAGCCCCCGUCGCUCCCUCCCCACCCCGUUUGUGACACCAACACUUUAAAGAAAUCUGCAAGAAAUAGAAAAAGAUUUUAAAAAAUGUAUUUUAAAAAACAUAAAUAAAGGAAAAAAUGCAAAUAAUGUUUGUAUAAUUGUAUAUGAUAAUUUUUUAAGGCUAAAGUAAUCCACCGGGAUAAAUAUCUGGAUCACAAAUCAGCUUUAACUAAUAAUAAAAUGAGAAACAGUUCCUCUCUGCAAUCCUGUCUGCUUUGAAACUGUGUGUUUGUAAGAGACAGAUGCGGAGAGGCGAAGACGAACCAUUUAGCCCGCAAGCUGCGGGCCUUUGAGGGGUUUCCCCAGUAUGAGCUCUGUCAUGCCAUGACGAGCUCCGUCAUGGCUUUUGCGUCAUCCGUGGUGUGAGCAAGGAGAAGAUGUUAAUACAUUGAAAGAUUUUUAACCACCGUGAAAUUAUUUUUAUUGGUUUGAUUUUGUGCUGAUUCCCCCUGCUUUAGGUGGCUGUGUCAGCAGACAGCCGCUGCCUUCUGCAGCAUGAGGUGGAUGGAUGGACACUAAAGACAGAAUUGUCCAUCCUAUGUGUGUAAAACGAGAGAAAGCAUAUCAUGUCCUUUUUCUGUUUUUUUUUUCCCCGUUCAAGCAUGGUUCAUGGUUUGUAAAUAGAAAAGUGGAAUUGGGGCUUAACUGUGCUAACGCUAGCAUCUGAACCAAACGUGGCCACCUUGCCCACAUUAAAAAGGGAAGAAAGAUGAACAGUGCAUGAGGGCCAUCGAUUCAAUUCUCAUGCUCUCAUGAACUAUGCACCCAUUAUCUUGCUUGGAUUCUGUCUGCACGGGUCAUUUUCGUUUAGCUUUAUUAGAAAUACCUCUUUGAAAGUUACAGUGUUUGUGAACUCUCAGCCAGACAAAAAGGAUUAAGUCACUGUCACAGAUGAAUGCAGGAAAGAAAUGGUUUGGAUUCUUGCUCUUGGUCUGACUGAACUCAUAUACACAUUCCCUAUCAUGUAAAACACAAUGAGUUGAAAUAAAGAUUUGCAAAUAAAAAGUCAA
Fundulus heteroclitus (mummichog) is the source of this 2958-nucleotide messenger RNA. Its product is annotated as C-type lectin domain family 4 member M. The record is from RefSeq and is a predicted model, not a curated record. NCBI's taxonomy places the organism in Eukaryota, Metazoa, Chordata, Actinopteri, Cyprinodontiformes, Fundulidae. The transcript is spliced from 9 exons. Bases 12 to 1040 code for a protein of 342 amino acids.